Notolabrus celidotus (New Zealand spotty) is the source of this 4453-nucleotide messenger RNA. RefSeq names its product elongation factor RNA polymerase II (gene ell). The transcript has 12 exons. The record is from RefSeq and is a predicted model, not a curated record. Gene Ontology annotation, molecular function: cis-regulatory region sequence-specific DNA binding. Bases 48 to 1976 code for a protein of 642 amino acids. NCBI's taxonomy places the organism in Eukaryota, Metazoa, Chordata, Actinopteri, Labriformes, Labridae. Gene Ontology annotation, biological process: transcription elongation by RNA polymerase II; positive regulation of transcription elongation by RNA polymerase II; snRNA transcription by RNA polymerase II. Gene Ontology annotation, cellular component: transcription elongation factor complex.
UCUUUACGACAGAGUGCGUCCGUGCGCGUGGUGGGAACGGUAGCAAGAUGGCGGCGCUGAAGGAGGAGCAGAGCUACGGACUGUCCUGUGGAAGAGUGAGCAACGGCAGCAAUGUCUCCGUCUUUCACGUUAAACUCACUGACAGCGCACUGAGAGCGUUUGAAGGCUAUCAGAGCAGCAAGGUGCUGUCGUCACAACCAUUGAUCAGGUUUAAUGGUAACCAAGGGAAAAUCUCAAUACCACGGUCAGAAAAUUCCAGUGAACUGCAAACGUUUACUUUCUACCUGUCAAAUGUGGGCCGAGAUAACCCCCAGGGCAGCUUCGACUGCAUCCAGCAGUACAUCACAAGUGAAGGGAGCAUUCAGCUGGAUUGUUUGGGUGGGAUCCAGGACAAGAUCACAGUUUGUGCCACAGACGACUCCUACCAGAAGGCCAGGGAAAGCAUGGCCCAAGUCGAAGAGGAGACUCGUAGUAGGAGUGCCAUCGUCAUCAAGCCAGGGGGGAGAUACGUAGGUAAGAAGGUUCAGAUCCGGAAACCGGCACCUGGCCUCUCAGAUAUCGCCCCGUUACGGAGGACAUCUCGGCCUGUCAUCAUCUCCAGCAGCACGCUGAAGAAAACCACACCUCAGCACAGGCCUCUCAGAGAGCGCCUGCUACACCUGUUGGCCCUCAAGCCUUACAAGAAGCCUGAGCUGAUCCUGAGGCUGCAGAAAGACGGCCUCUUGCCAUUAGACAAGGACUCCCUGGAUAGCUACCUGCAACAGGUGGCGAACCUGAACGGGAGAGACAACACCUUCACAUUGAAGGACGUUUUGUACAAAGAAAUUCAGAAGGACUGGCCCGGCUAUACAGAAGGAGACCAGCAGCUCCUCAAGAGAAUCCUGUUUCGGAAACAGAGCCAGGCCCAGAACAGCUCUGCCCCUCCACUGGAGAGCCCGCCCAAAGAGCCAGCCAGCAACUCGCCAUCUCAGAAACGACCUGCCGCUGACUUUAUCGACCCUCUUGCCAACAAAAAGCCCAGGAUAUCACACCUCGCCAGCAAAGCUGCAACAGCCCCAGUCAAUGGCAAGCUCAGCACCUCCAACGGGAGAGGAGAGUCAGGUGUAGCACCCGCAGGAGUGGUGGUUUCUAUGUCAGACAGCGGCAUAAUGUCCAGCUCCCAGCAACUGCCUGUGCUGGACAUCCCUCGUCCUUUCGAAGCGCUAUCGGACGUCAGCAACGACUCCAGCCACAACGGGAGAGACUGUGACUCUCAGGAAACAGCCAUGUCCGAGAGACUCAGCCAACCUCCCUCACUGUUCUCAGGCUCAGUGGCCUUCUCGACACCCAGCAUCUGCACACAAUCACCCGGACACACGGCCCCGGAAGUCCCUACAGACAAGAGUCCUUCAUCCUUGAACGUCAAAUCCAAAAAGAAGUCAAAAAAGCAUAAAGACAAGGAGAAGAGUAAAGACAGGGAGAGGGUGAAAGAGAAGGGGAAGGAGAAGGAAAGGAAGAGUCAUAAGGAGCGUGUGCCUGAGCCUAACAGAGCCUGUGAGCUGAGCCAAGGAAACCUCAAAAGCAACAGUAUUCCACACAAAAGCACAGAUCUGAAUGGAAUGUGCAACAGUACCAGUAUUCCUCUGUCAUCACCGGAGGUGGCAGACUAUUUAUUGAAGUACAAAGAAAUUGGCUCUCCAGAGCAGCGUCAGAAGUAUAAAAAUGAUUUUAACACCGAGUACAGUGAGUACAGGGAUUUGCACGCUCGGAUAGAAGGCGUCACCCGACAGUUCACUGUGCUGGACAAUGAGCUCAAACAGCUCCAACAUGGCACAGACAAGUACCAGACAAUCCACAAUCAGAUACUUGAAGAGUAUCAUAAAAUAAAAAAGACUAAUCCAAACUAUAGUCAAGAGAAGAACCGCUGUGAAUAUCUACACAACAAACUGGCACAUAUAAAGAGACUUAUUGCAGAGUACGAUCAGCAGCAACCUUAGAGUUAGUUCUUAGACAUUGUUUCCCUGUUAUCUCUGGAAACUAAGCAGAUAAAGGAAACUCUGGAUUCCACCUGUGCUAAAAAAAUGUUCUCAAGCAAGAUGCCAUGAAGGGAGUAUUCCCCUCACUGGGGCCAAAGGCUUUAGUGAGGACUGAGCAGGACACAAUCUGUUUCUCUCUUUCCUUUUUUUUUCUUUUAUGGUGGGCAAAGUCCAUCUGUGUAGUUACAAUGCAUCCUUAAAAAAAAAGGUUCUGUUUGGCUUUGUUUUUCUUGAGAGCCCACCCUGCUUAUAUUGCACAGAGGUCUGAUUGUGUCACACGAAGAAGUGUUCCCACUUUCUCGGGAGAUGAGCCUUCAGCUUGUAGGCCAAAUGCAACUAAUUUGUUUUGUAUUUAGAUAAAUUAAGUGAUUCUCCCCUUUACUGAAUCCAAGAGUUUGGACAUUGAAAUUCUUUUUAUUUAUUUUUGACACUUAACCUGGGGGUCUGGGUCUGUUUUACACUCCUCAGUAUCAGUACUCAAAAGCUGUCUCUCUUCCUGUCUUCACAUCUUGAAUGUCAGCCAGUAUUUAAUUCAGAAGCUGCCUUGCCCAUCAAACUGUCCAUCUGUUGGUGUUCAUUAUUCUUUCUCUUUUAAAGAGAUGAAAUUAUUACUAUUGAUUCAAUCAAAAUGAUGCCUCUUAAUGCACACAGUCAGACGCAGGUUUUUGCACAUGGCUUUUUUUUCUAAAAUCCUGUGCAGAUGUCUUAAUAGAGGGGACAUGUGGGAGAAUUUCCAGUUCUCUUGAGCUGCAAAUUUCCUUUGAACACAGUCCCUUCACUCAGUCACAACCCGCUGCAAUGCUCCUUCUCUGGUUUCAGCAGUGGUUUUUUGUUAUGGUUCAUCAAAGUGUAUCAGUGAAAAAAUAGAUUAAGCUCUUAAUUGGUUGUCUUUUCAGUUUAGGUCAUGAUGGCUUUUGUAGCAAUAGAAUUGUUCACACUUAUCUUAAUGCUUCAGAGGAUCCUUGAAUUGUAAGAUGGUGCAGAUUUGCAGGCUUUUUUUCCCCCUAAAAAAUCUACAAAAAUUAGGUUGAGCCACGGAUCUGAUAUCUCAUAAGUUCCCUUUAUUGUGAUCUUUAGUCGCGUCAAAAUUAUGUUUACAGUGUCUUUAAAAAGAUCAAAUGUUUAGUCUGCUCAUCGGCCCACAUGCUAGUCCAUCGAGAAGACUGUUAAGAUGAAGCCAUCCUCGAUCAUCUUCCAGGGAGAGCCUCUCGGAGGAGGGCUCGCCUGUGACCAGUGUUUGCCUUUUCAAAUGUGAUGUCAGAUAUUCACGGAGGUGAACCUGAAAUCUAUUUUCCUGGAUCAGCUCUCCUCUCUCUUAGAGGCGUCAAGACAACAAAUUUAAAAUGCUGUUCCAGAGCUUUACCUGAUGAACAAGCAAGUCGAGUUUCGUCAGCGAAUGCAUUUCUUAUACCGACCUUUUUAUGUGAAUAUGAAGAAUCAGCACUUUUUCUCCUGAUCUCGCUGUUACCUGGGAGUUUUGUCCAGUGACCUUUCUCUUUGUCCAUCAGAGUGCAUGCUUUAUGAAUGUGUUACAAUGAACAGUCUUUGUAUCUUUACUUGAAAAAAAAAAACUGCCCAAGGAUCUCAAAAUCCGAGCAAACGCCUAGUCCACCUGAAUCAGUAUGUAAUCAAUCCGCCAUGGGUCUGACCAGCAUGUAUACCAAAGUGCUUACAAAGUGGAAGGAAUGGAAUCGCUUUACCAAAUGAUGGCAAAGGAACAUGUCACAGUAUUCUCUUCUUUCUGUUAUUACGUCUUUUCUCAUUAUUUAUCAUCCAGUGAAAUCUGAGUCAGUGUUUUUGUAUAUGAAGUAACAGAACGGUCCUUUGCCCCAGACUGGAUUUACAGAACUUGGCUCAAGUGUUUGCAUGAGGAGAGUGGUAUAAUCUCAAACCUGGCAUUACAUCCAAACACUACAUCAAAGCCAGCCACGCUGCUGGGUCUAGACUGAGGUUGGAUCUGGGACUUGAAGAUGUUUGGGCAAGGGAUGAUAACGUGAAAGUCUUUUCCAGAAUCAGUAGUCCUGCAGCCUGUUGAUAAGAAGUAACAUCUUUCACCACUCUUGUUCCUUGUUUUGUAGACAUAUUCUUUACAUGAUUACUGUAUUACACCUCCAUCACGGUCAAAACCCAUUGUGAAUGAGUCAUCAGUGAAUGCAUUUUCCUCCAAUGGAGAGCAAAGUGUUUGAAGGUAACGAAAUGCCAGCACAGGAGUACCGUUGUACGAGUUGAUAGUGCCAAAAUGACCUGUUGUAAAGGUUUUUUUUUUCUUUUCUGACUAUAUACAUGCUGCUGUAAAAGCAAAGAGGGCUUUGGAGAAGAGUCGUGAAAUGUUGGCGCUAAAACCCAAAGCACGCUUUUUGAAAACCAUAAGGGACUGGGACUGAAAUUGAUCUUUGUUUCAAUAAAAUUCUUAAAAUCCUUAUUUGUGAAAUUCUGAA